Protopolystoma xenopodis is the source of this 210-nucleotide messenger RNA. NCBI's taxonomy places the organism in Eukaryota, Metazoa, Platyhelminthes, Monogenea, Polystomatidea, Polystomatidae. The record is from the annotation of a GenBank genome assembly.
AUGCUUGUCGAAGCCGCAAGCGGCCCGGCGUCUCGGACGGCCAUUGUGCACUCGCCGAGUUGGGAAAGUUCGGCUGGUACCGGACGGAGUGGGGCGGCAGGAGUCGAGGCCAGGCUGGGGCUUAAACGUGGCAGUGGGACAAGCCGACAUCAUCUACGUCGUGGAAGCCGACUGACACAACCCAAAGGCUGGGCUACUUUGAACAUGUGA